GGGCUGCAGAAUGGAGCAUCUCUGAAUGAGCAGGAACGCUUGGUACCUCCCCUCCCCGGCGGACACUGCACCACAGGCGGAGGAGCGCGCGCGUCUGUCCCCUAGACUGGACACUUCUCGAGAAUCUCUGACUUAUGUCCGUUUCAAAGGGCAACGCAUCUUUUCGUCUCUGCUCGUUCACUUUAUGACCAUAUGUUUAAGGAAACUGCACGGAUGCUGGACAUGUGAAGUCACUUUUACGGGAACGGAGUUGGUGUGAGUUUACCACGACUUUGCUGGCUGUGCAGUAUGUGGUGGGAUGGAUGAGGAGGAGCAGAACCGCUAUGUGGCCCAGUUGAAAGCUGAGUUUGACAGCUGUGACAGCACCGGGACCGGUUACCUCGACAAGCAGGAGCUCACUGCCUUAUGCCACAAAUUGAGCUUAGAUGCCCAUCUCCCCUUACUGUUGGACACUCUGCUCGGACCACAACAUUAUGCCAGGGUGAAUUUUGAGGAGUUCAAAGAGGGCUUUGUGGCUGUGCUGUCAAGGUCUUUGGACUUUAGUACUUCAGAGGAGGAAAGCAGUUAUCUUGAACCAGCAGUCCCAGAGGAGGUGAAGCCUAAAUAUGUGAAAGGAACCAAGCGGUACGGGCGGCGAUCACGGCCAGACAAGACUGACUUAGAGCUGACAGCGGACUCAGAAGAUUCACCAAAGUUUGGGACUGAUAAAGUAGAAACAAACGGUGUGAGGAGAGCCAAGCUCAGACGAUCCACCUCACUGGAGAGUGUUGAGAGUCUCAAAUCAGAUGAGGACACAGGAAGCAACAAGGAGUCCACACACCACUACUUUGUGGCACAAGGCCAGUUGAAGCUCUGGAAUCAAGAUGGCACAGGAAGUCCUCAGCGUUCAUCUGACCCUCAGCAGGAAGUGACAGACGGACAGGUGAGGGCAGUAUGGCAGGAGCUGGGGGUCGGAGCCGGAGGAUCACUAAACCGCGAGGAGCUGUCACUCGUCUGUGACCACAUCGGUCUCAAGGACUUACAGUCCAAGGAGUUAGACGCUCUCUUCAGGAAACUAGACAAGGAUCAGGAUGGGAGAGUCAGUCUGAGUGAGUUCCAGAGCGGGCUGUUCACACAACACGAUCACGCUGCUCCCAUCUCUACCUCCACCCCUGCCCGGCCCAAACCACAGCGCUCCAUCUCAAAGGCCCUUGAGGAGCGAGUGGUGCGCUCCACCUCCCCUUCUUUACUGUCGGCUACGGUGGGUCAGAGGCUGCUGACCCGUCUGGAUGAUGGAUCGGGAUGCACAAGCCCAGAUAAAGUCAUCACCCUCUGGACAGAGGAGGGCAUCCACAACAGCAGGGAUAUUCUACAGACUCUGGACUUCUCUCUGGAGGAGCGUCUGUGUCUGGCUGAACUCACUCUGGCUCUGGACAAUGAGUUGCUGGUCAGUGGGAAUGGCAUCCAUCAGGCUGCUCUGGUCUCCUACAAGAAUGAGAUAAACUACUUACAAGUUGUGGCAGACCAGGCUUGUCAGGAGAGGGACAAAGCCAAGGCGGACCUGGAACAGGCUGACCGCCGCAACCUACAGCUGGUCAGAGAGGUGGAUGAUCGCCAUGCGACCAUGGAGUCUCUCAACGAGUCAAAAAUCAAGGGCCUGGAGCAGGAGUUCCGGGAUAAACUUACGGCACUGAGGAGCGAAUCAGAGUAUGAAAGCGAGGUGUUUCUAGAGCAGGAAGAGAAGGAGCGCAAGAGACUCCAGGAGGAGCUAGAACUGCUCAGGGCUCAGGACGUUAGCCUUCAGGAGGACAUUUGCACUGCUGCUAAGGAGAACAGUCGUUUGGAGGAGGAGGUCAGCGUCCUGAAGGAGAAGCUGUCUGAAGCCGAGAGCACCAUCUCUAAACUACAGAAGGAUCUAGAUCAUCUGCUGCAGGACAAGUAUGGUGGCCUUGAUCCAAAUGUCACAGGACUGCUGAAUCAAGAAGAGCACUUCUCCGAGAUCUUUAAGGAGUAUGAGCAGAAGUGCAGGGAGUUGCAAGACAGGAAUGACGAGUUACACUCAGAGCUGGAGUUGUUGAAAUCUCAGGGCUCAGGAAGGAGAGCCAGACGAUCCAGGAGCAGCCUGUCUGGUCAUGACUGGUCAAACCGAAGAUCAUUAACCGCUGAAUCAGAUUCUGAUGAUCCAGAAAUGAAGAAAGGUACAUCACCUCAGGUCAGAAAAAGGCUCCAAGUCACUGACAAAAAUGUUUUAGGUUCCUUGGUGAGUUUGGCUCCCCCUGUGAGCAUCGAGACAGAACUGGCCAUGGAGCAGAUGAAAGAGAAAUACGAGCGAGAGGUCCAGGACUUGAAGAUCCAACUGGAGACUAAGGUGAAUUUCUACGAGCGCAGUAUGGAGCUGAUGCGGCAGAAUAUGGAGGUUGAGCGGAAGGACAUCUCGCAGAGCUUUAAGAUGGAGAUCAGUGAGUUGGAGGACCUGAAGGCUCAGGCAGAGGAGCGUGCAGAGAAAAUGCGUCAGGCUGUUGAGCGGCUGGAAGCAGAGCUGAGGGGUAAGACUUCAGGAGGAGCCUGGGGUCCAGAGCAAGAACGGAGAAUUCAACGGGAACAGGCAGAACUAGAGCAGAACUAUGCUCGUGAGAUCAGUAACAUCGUGCUGCGUCUUACCUCAGAGAAAGAUCAGCUGGAGGCAGAACUCAAGCUCAAGAUGGACCAGGAAGUGCUGCUUGUUAGGGAGAAGGCAGAACAGCAGAUAUUGCACAUGAAGGCACAACACAGCGAGGCUCAGCACAGCCUCCUUCACCAGCUGCACCUCGAGCGCAGCCGUCUGCAGGAGCAAUCCGAGCAGCAUCGCAGAGAAGUUGGUGCAUGGGAGUCAAGAGUCCAGGAGCUGGAACAAGAGGCGCGGCGGGAGCGUCUCCUCAGCACUGAGCGCUGGAGUGAAGAGCAAGCUCAGAUCUGCAGCAGGGUGGCACAGGAGAGGAAGAAACUGGAGGAGGAACACCAGGAGGAAGUCCAGAAGCUAGGAGAACACAUCCAGUUAAUGGAAGCUCAGGUAGAGCUCGCAUCUAGGGCUGAGGAAGAGCUGCUCAUUCUACAAAAACAGCUAGAAGAUAAGCUGGAAGAGAUGUGUGUUCAGCUGGAAGACAACACGGUUUCCAUGAAAGCUCAAGAUGCCCUCAUUCAGCAUCUGACUACAGAACUCCAUGCCAAAGAGAAAGAAAUGGAAAUCAGAAAUGAGAAAGAACAGAAGCUUUGCAAUAAGCUCUCUCAGCUAGAACAAAAGCUUAAAGCUGAAAGAGAAAAGAAGCAGGAGCUUCUGAAGCAGAAGGAGCUACUACAGAAAGAAGCAGACAGAAGUAUUCAAGAUCGAAAGGAGCAACUUGUAAAAGAAAAAGAGAGGGAACAUGAGCUUCUUGACAGAGUUUCUCAGUUGACUAAAGAGUUGGAGAACUGGAGGACCAAAUCUGAGACCUGGCAGAAGGAGAUCAAAAUGAUACAGGGAAGCAGUAGUCAUCUGUCUACUGCAUUUGGUGAGCAGCAAAUACAGCUGAGAGAACAAGAAAAGGAACUUGUGGAGCUUCAAGAAAACUUGGCCAAAACACAUGAGGCUCUGAAAAGCAGAGAUGACGAUCUUACAAGACAGGCUUCUGAGCUAAAUGCUGUGGAGAUGGAGCGGGAUCGACUCAUAGAGGAGCUCAGGGGUCAAUGCGAAGUGCUCAAGCAGCUACAAACGCAGGUCAACAGUCUCUCUGAGGAGUGGGAUCAAAUGCACAUGAUGGAGCAACAACUUCAAGGCUCUCUUUGUGUGGAGCAGGGUAAGGUUGAACAGCUCCAAGGCCGUCUGAACUCAGAGCAAGAAGAGACGAGACGCCUUGAACAAGAGAACUCAAGCUACCGGCAACUUGUAGACCAGCUUUCAUCUCAGAUUGUCGAAAUGGAGGCAGAGUCUACCAAACUCAAAGAGAACGCAGAUAAACUUGCACUGGAACUGCGAAACAAAGACAAUCAAAUGCUGGAACUCAGUCUUCAGCUUGAAGCCAAAGCUGAAGAGAUGGAUUUGCUCUGGAACGAGGUUCAGCUGAAGAUGAACCUGUUUAAGAACAUCACUCAUCUCUCUGGUCAGGUUCAACUUUUGACCAACCAGUUGGAAGACAAAGAGCAAGAGCUGUGCUCUCUGAGGGAAGACACCGAUAAUACCGCCAACCAACUACAGCAAUCGCUGAUGGACUCCCAAACAGAGCUUCAGCAGAUGGAGGAGGCCUUUGAAAGCGAAAAGAGCCAUAUGAAAGAACAGCUUCUGGAGAUGGAGGGACUUGUCAUGGCUUUUGAACAAGAGAUGGCCAAUCCCCACAGGGCUCAAUUUGAUGAGGUCACCUCUGAAAACAGUGCACUGAAAGACAGGCUUGCUGUCUUACAGCAGGAUGUCAAGUCGCUGGAGGAGGAGCUCAACAAAAAGAGGAGGAAACUUGAAGAGAUUGAGAGAGAAUAUAUGAAGAAUCGAGAAGAAGAGGAGGUGCUACGGAAAGAGAAUUCCAAAUUCCGAGAGGAGGUGCUUGACUUCAGCGCAAGAAACCUGCAACUUAGCAAUGAGAACGCUGAACUGAGUUCCCGGCUGUCUACUGAUCAGAGAGCAGUGCAGACGCUGACUGACAGGCUUGCACAGGUGUGUCAGGAGAACGAUGAGGCAGCUGCGGCCUACAAACAGCUGCAGGAAACCCUUCAACAGCAGAAGAGCGACACACUAAAGCUGCAGGAACAGUGGCAGAAAGAGAAGGAGCUUCUAGAGAGGGAGCUUAAAACCACCAAGGAGACGCUCCAGCAUUUGACGGCGGUUGAGUCUGCAUUGAAUAGUCAGACUCAGAAAAACCAAGCACUAGAGCAAGACAAGGAGCGUUUGCUGAAGGAAACGUCAGACAGAGACCAGAAGCUGAUAAAUCUUCAGGAAUCUCUUCACAAAUCAGAAGCCCAGAUCGAGCAGCUCAACUCUCAGAUCUUGACUAUGUGGCAAGAAAAAGAUGUUCACGUUCAGGAGGCAGCCACACAUCAGAAGAUGCUGCAACAGUCUCAGGAAAAGGUCCAGGAGCUUGAGGAGAGCAUACGUCAGUUGCGUAAAGAGAAGGAGCAGUUACAUCAGACACACAGGCUUCAGGAGGAGACGGCAGUCGGUGUCCUGCAGAAGGAGUGCAAGAGUUUGCGACUACAGAACGAGGAACUUCGUAAUAAGGUGGCUCAGCUGCAGGCUCAGGAGCUGGAACUUCAGAGACUGACACAUGAGUGCCUCACUUUGAGGAACAAACAGGCAGAGCUGGAGACCGCUAAACAUGAGGCAGACAAACAGGCAUUAAGGGCAGAUAGUGCUCUGUCGCUGGUCCAGGCCCAGCAUGCACGUGAGGUGCAGGAGCUAAGGGAACAGGUGGGUUCUGGCACUCGGGAGCACUUGGCUCAUCUGCAAACUCAACUGGUGGAGCAACAGCGCAGGACGCAGGAUUUAGAGGAUCUGCUUCGCUCUCAGGCCAAACAGGCCGGUGUUCAGAUGGGACUUCGGCAGGAGCAGUACGAGAAACUGAUGGCAAAUAUGCAGGAGCGUAUGGAUGAGGUUGAGGCCAAACUGAAAAACAGCCGUGUCAUGCUGCAGGAGAAGGUCAACCAGCUAAAAGAACAGCUAGCCAAAAAUGCCAAGUCAGAUCUGCUGCUGAAGGACCUGUAUGUGGAAAACUCUCAGCUCAUGAAGGCUCUUCAGGUGACGGAGCAGAGGCAGAAGAGUGCAGAGAAGAAAUCUUUUCUUUUGGAGGAGAAAGUGAUCGCCCUUAAUAAACUCCUACGUAAAAUUGCCCCAGCGUCCCUCACAGCUUAGACUUGUUUCACUCCAUUAUGAGUCUUUAUUUGUUGUACUGGACUGUGAGGUCCCACCCUUUGGUGCACUUUUGUCUUUUUGGUGCAAAACGUGUUUUUGUAAAAGCAAUCCUAGUGUUAAAAUGAAAGCACAGAUAAUGCAAAGUCUUAGAGUUACUGUAAGAGCAUAUUGUAUUAAAAAUUGUGCUGUUAAGUUAAUUCUCUAGUCUCUUCAGAGGCAAACAAAUACCAAUGAGCAAGACUUUUGUAGAAUGAAAUAGAUCAUUUAUUAAGGACAGAGCAUUACACAUUCCUUCAGUUGUUCACUGUGAUGUAGGGUACAAACCGCAAGCGUUCUUGUAAAUCUGUUGACUUCAAUAUUUUCUACUAAAAAAAAAGGCAGUUUUAAUGCCCAUUGUGAUGCAAUAACCAAAAUGCACAGUAUUCACCCAAUGUACAGUUUUGAUACAAAUACUAUCUUGUAAUUGCACAAUUGUCAAUCAUGAUGCACUAAUGUCCACUUUGAGAUAAGUUAUUGUAAGUGUUGCAGAUGUCUCUUAUGAUGUACACCUCGUUAAAAGAGCUGGCUAACUGUUGGGAGAUGAAAGUGUGACACCACUGUCGUUAAUGCAUCAUGUACCACUGUAAAGAAUGUGACCAAGUAAAGUUUUACCUGUGUA
Messenger RNA from Cyprinus carpio (common carp), 6488 nucleotides. RefSeq names its product ninein-like (gene ninl). Gene Ontology annotation, molecular function: calcium ion binding. The record is from RefSeq and is a predicted model, not a curated record. Lineage: Eukaryota; Metazoa; Chordata; Actinopteri; Cypriniformes; Cyprinidae. Gene Ontology annotation, cellular component: centrosome. Gene Ontology annotation, biological process: microtubule anchoring at centrosome.